CUGAGCUGCUGAGCGGAGAGGUUCCUAUAAGGUGUCAGGAUGUCGCUAUCUAUUUCUCCAUGGAGGAGUGGGAGUAUUUAGAAGAACACAAGGAUCUGUACAAGGACGUCAUGAUGGAGAAUCACCAGUCCCUCACACCACCAGAUGGAUCCAGUCAGAGAAAUCCACCAGAGAGAUGUCCCAGUCCUCAGUAUUCCCAGGACUGUCCAGAGGAAAUGCAGAAUGUCCCACUGGAUCAUCAGGAAAGUUCUGGUGAAACGACGAGUGGACUUGAAAAACCCAUCGCGGUGUCUGUGAAUGUGGAAGACGGGAUGAGCGACUCCUAUGGACAUCUCCAUUUAUCUUCCCAUCAUGAAGCAGAAGAUAACAAUACCACAGAAGAUGAUUCAAUAACUCCUAAUGUACCCUCAGUCCUUCACAGCAGAGAUCUAUCCACUGAUACUGCUGGUCACAAGAAACCUUCAUCCAAGCAAUUACUGAUUGGUAAAACAAGAACUAAACAAAAAUGUGGGAACAUUUUUUCUAGUGAGAAACGUUUUAAAAAGAAAUCUAAUCUUUUUUUGCAUGAGAGCAAUUGCAGAGUUAAUGGGUCAUUUUCAUGCUUGACAUGUGGAAAAUCUUUUAGCAUGAAAUCCAUUCUAGUUAGACAUCAGAGAACUCACAUAGGGGAGAAUCCGUAUUCAUGUCCUGAAUGUGGAAAAAGCUUUAACGAUCAAUCAAAUUUUAUUCGGCAUCAAAGAACUCAUACAGGGGAGAAGCCAUAUUCAUGUCCUGAAUGUGGAAAGUGCUUUAGUCAGAAAUCCAUUUUAGUUACACAUCAGAGAACUCACACCGGGGAAAAUCCAUAUUCAUGUCCUGAAUGUGGGAAAGGCUUUAACAAUCAAUCAAAUUUUAUUCGGCAUCAGAGAACUCAUACAGGGGAGAAGCCAUUUUCAUGUCUUGAAUGUGAAAAGUGCUUUAGUCAGAAAUCCAUUCUUGUUACACAUCAGAGAACUCACACAGGGGAGAAUCCAUAUUCAUGUCCUGAAUGUGGGAAACGCUUUAACAAUCAAUCAAAUUUUAUUCGGCAUCAGAGAACUCAUACAGGGGAGAAGUCAUUUUUAGGUCUUCAAUGUGGAAAAUCUUUUAGCAUGAAAUCCAUUCUAGUUAGACAUCAGAGAACUCGCUCAGAGGAGAAGCCAUAUUCAUGCCCAGAAUGUGGGAAAUCUUUUAGUCUGAAAACGUGUCUUGUUAGACAUCAGAGAACUCACAUAAGGGAGAAUCCGUAUUCAUGUCCUGUAUGUGGGAAAGGCUUUAACAAUCAGUCAAGUUUUACUAGGCAUCAGAGAACUCAUACAGGGGAGAAGCCAUUUUCAUGUCUUGAAUGUGGAAAGUGCUUUAGUCAGAAAUCCAUUCUAGUUACACAUCAGAGAACUCACACAGGGGAGAAUCCAUAUUCAUGUCCUAAAUGUGGGAAAGGCUUUAAAAAUCAAUCAAAUUUUUUUCGUCAUCAGAGAGCUCACACAGGGGAGAAGCCAUGUAUGUGUCUUGAAUGUGGUAAGUAUUUUGAUGCGAAAUCAAUGCUUAUAAAACAUGUAAUAAGUCACACAGGAGAGAAGCCAUUUUCAUCUUCAGAAUGUGUGAAACCUUUUAGCAAGAAAUCACAUGUUGAGGAACAUGAAAAACUCCACUUAGAGGAGAAGCCAUUUUUAUGUUCACAAUGUGGGAAAUGCUUUAAGACUCAAACAAGUUUUUUUCGGCAUCAGAGAACUCACACAGGGGAGAAGCCAUUUUCAUGUCUUGAAUGUGGAAAGUGCUUUAGUCUGAAAACAUGUCUUGUUAGACAUAAGAGAACUCAUACAGGGGAGAAGCUAUUUUCAUGUCUUGAAUGUGGAAAGUGCUUUAGUCGGAAAUCAAAUCUUGUUGCACAUCAGAGAACUCACACAGGGGAGAAGUCAUUUUCAUGUCUUGAAUGUGAAAAGUGUUUUAGUCGGAAAUCAAAUCUUGUUGCCCAUCAGAGAAGUCACACAGGGGAGAAGCCAUUUUCAUGUUCAGAAUGUGGGAAAUGUUUUGGUCAGAAAUCAAAUCUUGUUAAACAUCAGAGAAGUCACACAGGGGAGAAGCCAUUUAUGUGUUCUGAAUGUGGGAAGUGUUUUGGUGUGAAAUCAUUGCUUAUACAACAUCUAAGAAGUCACACAAGAGGGAAUCCAUUUUAAUGCUCAGAAUGUGAGAAACAUCUUGUGAAACAUCUAAGAACCUACUUAGGAGAAAAGCCAUUUUCAUGUCUUAAAUGCAGUAAAUCUUUUGGUAUAAAGCAAAUCUUGUCAGACAUCAGAGAACUCACACAAGUGAGAAGCAAUUUUCAUGUUCAGAAUGUGGGAAAUGUUUCACCUGUCAAGCAACUGUUGGUCGACAUCACAGAAGCCAUAUUUAUGUGGAAAAUGUGAGAAGUCUUGCUAAAUAUGAGAGAAUCCACUUAGAAGAGAAGCCAUUGUAAUGUUAAGAUUAUAAGACGUGAGAGAUAUGGAGCUUCAUUGUGAGACCUGCUGCCUAAUCAUGUCUUUUGUAUAACUUAAAAUGGUUGUCCAGUUUCCCAUAUUAAUAACCUAUCCUCAGGAUAAUCAGUCGACCAGUAUGCACCGACAUUGAGAACGUGUAGAAGAGAUCUGGGACCACAUUUCAGUCGAGACAUGCUUGAAUUUUAUCAAUAGCGUGCCCAGUACUGACAGACUGCAGAAGGAGAGACAUUGCAUUUGGUCAAACCCUUUUCCACCAUCAAUCAGACAGCAUACGGUAAACGGUAAAAAGGAACUCUGUGGGCAGUAUUGAACCUAUGAGGUCUGGACUAAAGGAAAUGCAGCUGGUUGGGAUGCUGUAUAUGGUCCUGAAGUGAACUGAGCCAAGCUCGGACUGGCCCACAGGGGUACAGGUGAAUCCACCGGUGGGUCCCUGAACAAGGUGGACCCCUAAUCUCCCACCCCUUGCAUAAGUGGCAUAUAACAUUGUAGACUUGCUGCACUACAUAAAUAUACAGUUAGGUGCAUAUAUAUUUGGACAGAGAUUACAUUUUUCUAAUUUUUGUUCUGUACAUAACCACAAUGGAUUUUAAACAAAACAAUUCAGAUGCAGUUGAAGUUCAGACUUUCAGCUUUAAUUCAGUGGGUUAGAUUGCAAAAAAAAGCAUCUUUUAAACUCAAUACCUUCAUUUCAGGGGUUCAAAAGUAAUUGAACAAAUUAAAUAAUUGUCAAUAAAAUGUUAAUUUCUAAUACUUGGUUCAAAACUCUUUGACAAUGACUGCCUGAAGUCUUGAACUCAUGGACAUCACCAGACGCUGUGUUUCUUCCACUUUAAUACUCGGCCCGGCCUUUACUGCAGCGGUUUUCAGUUGCUG
This is a messenger RNA of Bufo gargarizans (Asiatic toad), 3371 nucleotides long. RefSeq names its product oocyte zinc finger protein XlCOF6-like. Gene Ontology annotation, biological process: regulation of DNA-templated transcription. The transcript has 5 exons. The record is from RefSeq and is a predicted model, not a curated record. NCBI's taxonomy places the organism in Eukaryota, Metazoa, Chordata, Amphibia, Anura, Bufonidae. Bases 60 to 2195 code for a protein of 711 amino acids.